AUGACUGAAGGAACUGGUCUCAAGAGCGGCGACGAUAGGGGUGUAGGUGGAAACGCCUCUCAUGGGUUGGGCAACACCUUGACAAUUGGUCUUGGCGAUUCUGCUGGCGCAACAGAGGGUUUGGGCAACGCCUUUAAUGCAUAUGAUGAAGGUGCUGAAGGAGAUCUAGGCAGCACCAGCUAUAGCCUAGGUUUCCUGGAUGAGGACAGAGCCCAUGGCGGGCAUGAGGCGAUGAUGUCAGUUGCUGUGGGCGAUGCCACCUGUAGCACCAAAGCAAUGAUGGCCCAUGCAGUGGGUGACGUUAAGGCCACACAGGCAGGGGGUGACGCCAAAGGGAGAAAAAACAUUGGAGGCGACACCAAAAGGAGAAAAGGUAUGGGCGAAGCCCUUGCGGGUGCAGGCGCUAGGUCGGACGACGCCUCGCAGGCGCAGAAGCUGCACCAAGUGACCCAGAAAGGCGCUGGGCACUGGUUGGUGCUAGGUGCUUGGGUGCGGACUGGUCGACACCUAAAGCAAGUGGUCUGGGCGAUGCCUUGGAGCUGGUACACGGACAGUCUCUAG
Molecule: messenger RNA, 561 nt
Organism: Ilex paraguariensis (yerba mate)
Lineage: Eukaryota; Viridiplantae; Streptophyta; Magnoliopsida; Aquifoliales; Aquifoliaceae
Source: the annotation of a GenBank genome assembly